Messenger RNA from Vitis riparia (riverbank grape), 2736 nucleotides. Its product is annotated as protein LNK1. Gene Ontology annotation, biological process: circadian rhythm; regulation of DNA-templated transcription. The coding region runs from base 241 to 2304 and encodes 687 amino acids. The record is from RefSeq and is a predicted model, not a curated record. NCBI's taxonomy places the organism in Eukaryota, Viridiplantae, Streptophyta, Magnoliopsida, Vitales, Vitaceae. The transcript has 8 exons.
AUAAUUCAAAGCUCGUUGGAGAGGACAAAGGCGUCCCUGGAAGCUCCUAGAAAUCUAUCGUUACAGAUCGGAAUUAGGGUUUUUGUGUUCGUUUUCGGCGCUGUUGGUUGCUUGCAGCUCAGAGUCUCGAAUUUUUCUGCGGUGCUUUAGGUUUUUGGAGGAAGGUUUCUCUGUGAUAAACAUGACAUCAGAGCCAAUGGCGGUGUUCAAAUUUGGUGUGGGAUAAAGGAUCUUUAAGGAAUGUCAGACUUGCAGGUGUAUGAGCUGGAAGAUAUUGUGUGGGAUGAUUUUGCUGAGAGUGAUGAUCAUAUAGUGCCUCAUCCUGGUGGUGAACAUGGGAACGAAUGUCCAGUUCGGGGUGAUAACUGCAAAAGACCGCGAUGUGAAGUAAUUGGUGUCAAUAAUAAUGCUGAUGACAGGAAUGCUACUAAAUAUUUUAGACAGGGAAAGGAGACAAAUUUACCAACUCUGAAACACAAAAGGGAUAAAAUGUUGGAAAAGGGUUCAUGGUCUUGCACACCUGAUGGUGUAUUUCCUGCUUCAUGUGAUAGUGACUCAAUUAAAGAAACGACAACUUUGUCAUCUGAUGAUACUAUGAUGUCUACUCGUUGCUUCAAAAGUAGCAAUAUAGAGUCCAUUGAUAAUGAGUUCUGUGCAAAUGAUCCUAUUCUUGGUGAUAGAUGUGUUGCAGUUGACAAUAAUCUGUAUCGUUAUCCGCUCAGUCACAUUUCUCAAGCAGACAAUGAUCUCAGCUUUUUUGAUAAUGCCCGGGAUGAGAAAGAAUGCAGUGAUCUUUUAUAUUGUGGGUGGCCUGACAUAGGAAACUUUGAGGAUGUUGACCGGAUGUUUAGAAGUUGCGACUCAACAUUUGGGCUAGGGAGUGCUAGUAAUGAAGAAGAGUUGAGCUGGUUUUCGUCUUCGCAUACUAAUGAAGAAUCUGAAGAUGCAAUGAAGUUGGGCUUUAAGUUUCCUCCUCCUGAGUCAAGUGUGUUAAAAAGUGCAUCAGAACAGAAUGAAGCUUCUAGGCCAAAUGAUGCAAGUCCUUCAAUUUCUGAGUCAAUCAAGAAGAACGUAUCCAUUGGUUACAAGCCAAGUCCUCAAAUAUCUGAAUCUAAUAAGCCAGAUGUUCUUAGUCAUUUAUCUUUCAUGGAUGGGUCAGAGACGGUAACUGAAAGUAAGGAUGAUUUCACAUCCAAGGAACAUGUUUAUUUGCACAAGAAGCAGUCAAAGCAUCAGAAUCUAUCAGAGGGAAAAAGAAAAGAUAGAUUCACAGAAAAUGGAGGUGGUUUUCAUCAUUUUCCCAACCCCAAGCAAUUUGCUGAUGUAAAGCUUCCAUUUGGGGACUCAUCCUGCCAAGUUCUUGCCACCUCAGGCAUUCGAAGACAGGAACAAAGUGUUGGAUCUGAUUCCUUGUGCUAUUCACACAUCCCUUAUACUCAUUCUAACUACAUUCACCCUUCUGAUCAAUUUCCAGUCAGUCCAACUCCAUCCUGUGUCAAAUCUGAAAACAAUGGUCACUCACCCUUUUCUCCUAAGGAGUCUUCUUAUGCAUCAAAUAUACAGUCCAUGGAGAGCUCUCAUGAUGCUUCAUUUGAGGCUCCUGCUAUGAAAGUGGAUGAGAAGAGAGAGAAGCUGUAUCGAAAACAAGGUUUUCAAACCUCUUUCACUAUCAGUUCAAAGCACAAGGACUUAGUGGUUCAAGCUGCAUGCUAUGAUCCAAUUUCAGUGCAGAAGCAACUCAAUCAUUCUGAAAAUGAAGUUGAAGGUCAUAGUGAAGUAGAAGGAGGUAGCAUAAGUAUUCCAAUGGAAAUGGAUUCUUCAAAUGUACAGGACAACUCUUGUAUGAGCUCUAUGUUGGAAGAAAUUUCACUAGAAGCAACUAGUUUCCGCCAACUUCAAAAUGUCACGGAACAGUUGGAUAUUAGGACAAAACUUUGCAUAAGGGAUAGCCUGUAUCGCUUGGCCAGAAGUGCUGAACAAAGGCAUAAUUGUGGAAGUCUGAAUAGUAGCAGCAGAGAUGAUGGGGAUACAGGUGGACUAUUGAUGGCUGCAGAGCCAAAUAAGUGCACUGGGUUUAUGGAUAUGGAAACUGAUACAAAUCCAAUUGAUCGGUCUAUAGCACACUUACUGUUUCACCGGCCUUCAGACCCAUCUAUAGUGCCCAAUGAUGCAUUAUCUCUGAAGUCUCAAAACAUGAUGCAAGGUUCUAUCACCAGUCCACCGGUAGUGGCUGAGAAACUGGUUAGUCUGGAAGAAAAUGCUGUUGGUUCAGAUAAAAAUGUAGCUGAUCUUGACAAAAAAUAAUAAGGAAUCCUUGACUUUGGCAUAAAUACAAUGGAAUUAUGUCUAUUUUGAGUUGUCGCAGAUAGUUAUGUAUAAAUUCCAUUUCAACAAGCCCCAGCAUGGAUGCCGGAUUUAAUCGCAUGCUUUGGAUGUCAUUGCUGAGAUUUGUUUUGUAGUCUCCUGGGCAAGAUCUUUAUUUGCUUACCUGUCAGUCAUAUUUGCAUCUUAACCUCUUCAUGUUAAUUAUGUCAACCAUUUAUUAGAUGCAUUUGUCUUUAUGUUUGAACAUGUAAAGAACUUGACAACAAGCUUACGCAUGUAACUAAGAGUCGGUGACUGACAUUCUGUUUUCACUUUUCUCAUGUAUCUAUACGAACCUUUAAAGCUUAGGGAUGGUAAAGAACUCAUGUAAUAAAUUUGAGAUCAUCAAAUUGGCUUCAAGAUUUUAUCUGA